CUUCUCCUUCCCCCCAUAUAUUCUGGCUCACUGUUCUGGUUCUAUGGGCCCACAAGAGCUUACAAAGUGAUCUCUGUCAGGACGAUGACCUGAGGAGUUCAGAGCAUUGGGUGGAAAGGUAUUGCAGAAAUUCAUCAGGACAGAUGGUGCUGGAUGAUGAUUACGUCGACAACAAUGGUGUAGUGCAGAGUAAAACCUGCGUCCUCUAUCCAACAAAUAUUGUCAACUGCUCCUGGCCAUUCAAAUCUUUCCCAAUGGAUAGUCAGCUCUCUGCCUCUGUCAUUGUUUGUGAUGGCGACAAAAGAGUCGACUUUUAUGUGUCUAAGGAGGCCAGAUUGUCAGAGCUAGGUUGGUUACCUACGUUGGAGAUUCUGUGCCAGAAUACAGUUGAUUUUUUCCUGCGAUCUGUGUCUGUAAUCCUCUACGUGAAUGUGUCUCAGCCUGAUGUAUGGACAAUCUACACUUUCAAACACCAACCAAGUCACAUAGAGGUCUUGCCUCCACCCUCUAACAUCUCUGUGGUGGUCCAAGAAGGAGCUCUGUUGGUGAGCUGGAGUAUCCCUCGCAGUCGUUCAUCCAACAACACGGACUGCUUUGACUACCAGCUUGACAUCAGUGGUCAGGAUGGACUCAAGCAUCCAAAAGGGUGUUUGAAUUAUACCGAGCCAAACAUAGACCCAACUCGCACCUACAGCGUGAAGAUAAGGGCGAAGAAGUCCGAAAGUUGCCUUGGAUCUCAGCAGUGGAGUAACUGGAGUCACACUAUUACAAUGGCCCCGUCUGAGUCACCCUAUAAAUUCAACAAUAUGGUGAUCGUCAGUAUUUCACUUGGAAUACCCAUGAUCCUCCUGGCUGUCCUACUGCUGAUCAGGCAUCAGAGGGUAUCCAAGCUUCUGUUUCCUCGAAUUCCUCAAGUGCCGUUGGAGUACUAUCACUUCUUGAAGAAAUAUGACACAUAUCAAGUAGAAACUGUGCACAAAGUCAAAAACGGAUAUGCCCAGUCACCUGUUCAACCGUAAACAGUCCUCAUCGCGGUGCUCGAAAAACUGGAGCUUCCAAAUUUGUUGAAUAAGACUGUUGCAUACAACCUGCAAAACCAGUCCCUGAAAUCUUUCACUUCGCAUACAAACAUAUUUGGUAAGAGCAUAUGCUGUCAGGGAAACUGAUGUGGCAGAUAGUGGUUUCAUUAUCAGUCAACGAUGCUUUUUUUUUUUACGGAGUCCUCGUGAAGUGCAAUGCUGGUAAUUUUCCAACCAUUAACUUUCAGGUUGAAGCUCGGUCUGAACCUUGCUGUGUUUUGCCAUGGCUGAACCCCUGCUGUUUAUUGAAUGCAAAUAAUUUUAGUUAUAGAUAUAUGCAAAAGACAUAAUGUAUGGAUAGUUUUUCUGUGAUCAACUCAACUGGACUCGGUCAUUGUCCUUUUCUAUGGAAGGUUUGAUGCAUAACCAGCCCCAGCAUGUGUACUAAUGAUGAUGACAUCAGCAACUGUGUGUUUUACCUAUGAGUGUUACUGGUCUGUACACAAAAUGCAACCCUUUAUGAAGUUGUUUUUUUCUCUGUUCUGUUCUUGUCUUUUCAAUCCUGCAUAAUCCUGUAUUGCUGACAUAUAAAUGACCUUUUAUAUGGACCUCCGUUCAGCUUGUUCUUCUUUUUGGGAUUUCCUAUAAAGCUGAACUCUGGAAUUUC
Lampris incognitus (smalleye Pacific opah) is the source of this 1686-nucleotide messenger RNA. RefSeq lists its product as uncharacterized. The record is from RefSeq and is a predicted model, not a curated record. Gene Ontology annotation, molecular function: cytokine receptor activity; protein binding. Gene Ontology annotation, biological process: cytokine-mediated signaling pathway. Lineage: Eukaryota; Metazoa; Chordata; Actinopteri; Lampriformes; Lampridae. Gene Ontology annotation, cellular component: external side of plasma membrane. The transcript has 8 exons. The coding region runs from base 144 to 1019 and encodes 291 amino acids.